This is a messenger RNA of Tripterygium wilfordii, 2689 nucleotides long. Its product is annotated as pentatricopeptide repeat-containing protein At1g74600, chloroplastic. The coding region runs from base 387 to 2393 and encodes 668 amino acids. Gene Ontology annotation, molecular function: RNA binding; protein binding. Lineage: Eukaryota; Viridiplantae; Streptophyta; Magnoliopsida; Celastrales; Celastraceae. The record is from RefSeq and is a predicted model, not a curated record. Gene Ontology annotation, biological process: RNA modification. The transcript is spliced from 2 exons.
UAUGAAUAUAAUUGGCAUAUCAGUAUCAACUCAAAUGAACUUGUAUAAUAAGGUUCUUGUGCUCUUGCGUCAAAUGGUCGCUGUCUGUAGCGGUGCAGAUGUAUUGGUCGGCUGCAUCUUGUAAAUUGUUAUGGUGCAGUGGUAAUGCUAGUUUCUUCAAGUAACCGCAAUAGAACGUCACUAUUCACUAAAGUCGGUGGCACGGUGCAUGCCUGUUGCGUAAAUUUUUUUCGGACUAAUUGAAGGUCCAAUUGAACGGAGAACUACCUAAUCGAUAUCAAUUUUGCAGUGCAUCACCUUUUCAACUUCAGCCGGUCCCGAAUUUGAAACAGACGCGGUGAUGUCCUGAUGUGCGUGUUUGGUAUUUAAGUUUGUCCAAAACCCAGAUGCCAAAUUUUCUAAAAAAUGGCAGCAAACUAUUCUCCCAUGUCCGAACCAUUACGACAGAGCACAGAGCGGUACCUUCACCGGUCCCUUUUAUGCAAUUGGACUCUUACUGUGAAGUCAAUCGUGACGAGGAUGUUUACUCUAAAAAUCGUGUAAUUGGCAACUUAGUUAAAUGUGGGUCGUUAAAACAUGCUCUGAACGUAUUCGAUGAAAUGCCUGUUUGUGAUGUCGUCACCUACAACUUGCUAAUCUCUGGGCACGGCCGAUACGGGCAGCCCAAAGCGGCAUUUAACCUUUAUGCUGAUAUGGUUUCACUGGGGAUCAGAGAAAGUGCGACGACGUUUUCUUCUGUUUUAAGUAUCUGUAGCGAUGCAGGGCUCUUUAGAGAAGGAAUUCCAGUUCAUUGCAGGGUGUUAAAACUUGGGUUCAGUUUGAAUUUGUUCAUUGGGAGUUCACUAAUUGAUCUUUAUUUGCAUAAAGGCCUUGAUAAGGUGGCGUUGAGGUUGUUUGACGAAGUUCCAGAGCGGAGUUUGGCUUUAUGGAAUUUGUUUUUACGCGAAUUUUGUGAACUGGGUAAAUCCGAAGAGGUAUUAAGGUUUUAUAACAAAAUGAAGCAGGAUAAUGUAAGGCCGAAUGGGCUUUCAUUUUGCUAUUUGAUUCGUGGAUGCUGUAACGAGAGCUUUUUGCAUGAUGGGAAGAAGUUGCAUUGCCAUAUAAUUAAGAUUGGAUUGGUAAAAUCAAAUAUUUUUCUAUCUAAUGCUUUGGUGGAUUUUUACUCUGCUUGUGGGAAUUUAAUUGAUGCAAUGAAAUCAUUCGAAGUUCUUGAAAGGGAGGAUGUGCUAUCAUGGAAUUCAAUUGUUUCAAUUUGUGCUUAUAAGGGCUUAUUAGUUGAUGCUCUUGAGUGGUUUAGUUGCAUGCAGUUCCAUGGAAAGAGGCCAUCCAUACGUUCGUUUGUCGGAUUACUUAAUGCAUCUAGUGGGACUAGGAAUAUUCUCUUGGGGAAGCAAAUUCACUGUUUAAUCCUGAAAAUGGGUUUUGAUCCUGGCAGCAUUCAUGUGCAAUCAGCUUUGAUUGAUAUGUACGGGAAAUGCGGCAACAUUGAAAGUUCAGUAUUGAUGUAUCAAAGUGCUCCAGAAAGGACUUUGGAAUGCUGUAAUUCAUUGAUGACCUCCUUGAUGCACUGUGGCAUUGUGGAGGAUGUGAUUGAGCUAUUUGGAUUGAUGGUUGAUGAAGGAAUUGGGCUUAGUGAGGUCACAUUUUCCACGACACUGAAAGCAUUGUCCAUGUGUGCUUCACCAAGCUUACACAGCUGCCAAUUGCUACAUUCUUGUGCAAUAAAAUUUGGUUUUGAAUCAGAUGUUGCAGUUUCAUGUUCUUUAAUUGAUGCUUACUCAAGAUGCGGUCAUGUUGAACUUUCUCUAGAGAUUUUUGAAAGACUUCCUUCACCUAAUGUCUUUUGCUUUACAUCAAUCAUCAAUGGAUGCGCCUGGAAUGGAAUGGGAAGAGAAGGCCUCGGGAUGCUGGAAAUGAUGAUCCAAAAGGGUUUGAAACCUGAUUGGGUGACAUUCUUGUGCGUCUUAACUGGGUGCAACCAUGCUGGACUGGUUGAAGAAGGACGAUCUGUUUUUAACUCUAUGAGAUCUCUUUAUGACAUCCACCCAGAUAGACAACAUUAUGCAUGCAUGGUAGAUCUUUUAGGCCGUGCAGGUUUGCUGGAUGAAGCUGUAGAACUGCUGCAGCAGGCAGCAGGAAAGGGUGAUUCUGUGAUGUGGAGUUCAUUGCUGCGAAGCUGUAGGGUCCAUGGGAAUGAGAGGGUAGGAAAAAUAGCUGCAAAAACCUUGAUGGAGCUUGAGCUGGAUGACUUUUCAAUUUAUUUGCAGGUCUCAAACUUCUAUUCUGGCAUUGGGGAGUUUGAAGCCUCAGAGCAAGUUACAGAGAAUUGUACGGCAAGGAAGGUGACAAAGCAGAUUGGUCAAAGUUUAAUUGAGGUGACCGUUUGUGUGUAGCAGUGUUAACAGAAUCAAGCAAAAAAUUCACUUACCAUAAAGAAGCCUCCAGAGUAUCAUGCAGAAUUUAGCUUUGAUUUCAUGAAGCUAGUUCCUGCAUAGAUCUACUAUGGGAAGUUUUCAGUUGGCUGAAUUGUUUGGCAUGCAUUUAAUGAACCAACAGGAAGCUUGGAGUAUUACAAUGCAGGAAAAGUGGUAUAUGAAAAUGUUGGCAUCCUGGAAGAGCUUGAGAGCUUUGAAAUAGAUGAUGCAUAUGAAGUGGAAACUGUUGAUGUCCCGUCUUGGGGAAGCCAGCA